GAUGACCACGAAAAUCCAAUGAGUUUUCGUUAUUUUCCACAAAACAAACAGAGUCAUGCACAAGCCUGUGGGCCUGGAACCAACAAAAAUGGUUCCCUACAUAAACAACCAUUUGUCAAAACUCAAAUCCCUUCAAAAUAAACCAAAACAAACCAAACCAAAACAAAAAAAAACAAAAGUAUAAAAACCGCGCUAUAUCUCUCUCCAAAAUAAUUCAAACUCUCAAAAAAAAACAUAACUUCCCGCUCACCUUUUAAACAUUUUCCCUUUUUUCCCCAUUUUCUCUCUCCUACAAUUUACCCUUCUUCAAUCUCCCACAAUCUUCAAUUCAAAUCAAAUCUCCACAAACCCUAAUUUUCAAAUUCAAAUUCAAAUUAUAAUCAACAAUGUCGACGACAACAGUUCGUCGAAUCAAAGAGCGUGGAGGUUCAGGAGGAAAGAUCUCAGCUUCAAUACCUUCUACCAAAACCCUAACUCCGAUUUCCGAAAAGCCCUCUUUAGUUACUAGCGGAAGGAAAUCAAUCGGGAAAGAAAAUCCUAAUUCUAAUCCUAGAUCAAUUUCUAGGGUUUCUGGAACAUCUCAGAAGCCUGUGAUUCGAUCGAUGCCCAGAGUUUCUGAUGCUGAAUCGAGAUCGAGAUCUAGAGGUAGGUGUUCUAGUCCUUCUGAUUUUAAUCGGAUUUUGUCAGAUAUGCGUAAAACUAGGGUUUCUAGUGAAGUUUCGAAUUCAAAGGGGGUGAAUGGAAUUAGGGUUUUGGAGAGAAAAGGGUUUAGGGAUUUGAAUCAGAAAUCUGCUGAAAAGGGUAGUAAUGGAGGUAGGGUUUCUAUUGAUGGGAAAGUUAGUGGUAGAAAGGAGGAUAAUUUAAAGUUAUCUUCUGUUGAUUCUGUAAAGUUAUUUGUGAAUGGUGUUAAUAGAUUAAGAGAUAAAUGUGUUGAUAAGAGUGAUAAAGAUGUAAGCUUUAAUGCUAGUGAAUCGGAGAGUGUGAAACAAAGUGUUGUGUUGAAGAUUGGUGGUGAUUCGGAUGUGGAGAAGAACGGUCGAGAGGCGGGGUCUAAAGGGUUGAGUGUGAAAUCGGCCAGUAAUUUGAGUGUUUGUAAAGAGAAGGGAGUGAGUGAAGAGGGGACGAGCGGGCGUGUUGCUAACAAGCAUACUAGUAAGUUGCAUGAGAAGCUUGCCUAUUUGGAAGGGAAGGUGAAGAGGAUUGCUGGUGAUAUUAAGAAGACUAAGGAGAUGCUUGAUAUGAACAAUACGGAUGCGUCUAAGGUGAUACUUUCGGAUAUUCAGGAAAAGAUUUCAGGUAUUGAGAAGGCUAUGGGGAAUGUGAUGGUUGAUACUAAUGUGCAUGUAACUGGUGAUUGUUCUAGUAAUUUGGGAAAUUUAAAGAGCAUUGAGAUUGAUAGCGGACACAGAACACACGAGGAAAAUCAGAAUGUGCAAGCUGAGUCUUCAAAUUUAUCAGUGAAAGGCUUAAAUUGUGAGGAGCUAGAAGCAAGGCUUUUUCCUCAUCAUAAAUUAUUGCGAAAUCGGACUUCAGUUAAAGAGUCUGCUUCUGGCUCCCAGAGUGAUAAAGCCCAAGUUCUAGAACUCAAUGGUAGAUCAAAUUCAGCAGAGGUUUCAAAGGUUCAUGUUGAUGAAGAUCCAAUAGCACUGGAGUUCCUGGCUUCCUUAACUAAGAUGCACACUGAGGUUGGUGUAAAAGAUGUAGAAGUAUUUUUGGAUGCUGUUAAAGUUCCAGAUACAGAUGAUGCUGAAACUUCAACAGCAAGACGGAGUUCUGGUGUAUUCAGUGGAAAACAUACUGCUGAUGUGAAUUUGCAAGCUGACGAGAGACUGGAUGAAUUUGAUGAGCAAGAGAACAAGCCGGCAAUGAUGGUUGACGAGGAGAUUGAUGAUGACUCUAUUUCUCAGCUGAUAGAAAUAGGGCGCAAGACUUCUACAGGGGGGUGGUUUGUCUCUGAGGGAGAAUCAGUUCUUUUAGCUCAUGAUGAUAGUUCAUGUUCUUUCUAUGAUAUUGCCAAUCAGGAGGAGAAAGCUGAAUACAGACCACCAGCAGGAAUCUCAGAAAACAUAUGGAGGGAUUGUUGGGUAAUUCGUGCCCCUAGUGCAGACGGUUGCUCUGGAAAGUAUGUGGUGGCUGCCUCUGCUGGAAAUACCUUGGAAUCAGGGUUCUGUUCAUGGGACUUCUACUCCAAAGAUGUGCGAGCUUUCCAUAUCGAGGAUAACACAACCAAUCCAAGAGUAGCUCUAGGUCAGUUAGCUGAUAACAUCAUGUACAGAAGGAAUGCUUUAUCUAGUAUGAUGUCUUCUGAAAACCAGCAGUGGUGGUAUAGACCUUGUGGACCAUUACUUAUCUCCACUGCAAGUUGUCAGAAAGCUGUUAAAGUAUUUGAUAUUCGUGACGGUGAGCUGAUCAUGAGGUGGGAUGUCCCGAAGCCUGUGGUGGCCAUGGAUUAUUGUAGUCCACUGCAGUGGAGAAACAGAGGCAAAGCUGUUGUAGCAGAAGCUGAAGCUAUUUCACUGUGGGAUGUGAGCUCACUGAGUCCUCGAGCAUUAUUAACUGUUUCCACCUCUGGUCGCAAGAUAUCAGCUCUCCAUGUGAAUAACACUGAUGCUGAGUUGGGUGGAGGAGUCCGUCAAAGAGUGAGUUCAUCAGAAGCAGAAGGAAAUGAUGGAGUCUUCUGCACUGCUGAUUCCAUUAACAUCCUUGACUUCCGUCACCCAUCUGGUAUCGGCCUUAAGAUGCCCAAGAUUGGUGUAAGUGUUCAGUCACUUUCCUCCAGAGGCGAUUCUGUAUUUCUUGGCUGCAGUAAUGUUAUUUCAGCAGUAAAGAAGCAGGUGCAAUCACAGGUUCUACAAUUCUCUUUACGUAAGCAAAAGAUUGUGAAUACUUAUACAUUACCUGAAUCCAAUGCUCAUUCUCACCACAAAGCAUUAACCCAAGUAUGGGGGGACUCAAAUAUGGUUAUGGCCGUUUGUGGACUUGGAUUGUUUGUUUUUGAUACUGUAAAAAAUGAUGGGUUGCCUGCAUUUGUUAGUGACAGUAGUAGUUCACAGAAUGUUAAGGAAAUUAUUGGGCCAGAUGAUAUGUAUUCGCCUUCGUUUGAUAGCCUGUCUUCCCAGAUUCUGCUGAUAUCAAGAGAUCGUCCAGCAAUGUGGAGGCACUUGUCAUAGAUAUGAUUGAUGCUUGUUAAAAGCUAUGGAGCAUCUCGCUCUUUCAUGUAAAAUAAAUCCUGUAUCUUUGUUGAUUAUUGCGUGUUUGUCUGCUGCAGUUUUCUAAGUGUUCUCUAAUCAGUUGAAUUGGCUUUCUGGAUAAAUGAGAUAGAUCAUGUUUGUUUGUUA
Beta vulgaris subsp. vulgaris (sugar beet) is the source of this 3338-nucleotide messenger RNA. RefSeq lists its product as hypothetical. Lineage: Eukaryota; Viridiplantae; Streptophyta; Magnoliopsida; Caryophyllales; Amaranthaceae. The record is from RefSeq and is a predicted model, not a curated record. Gene Ontology annotation, molecular function: protein binding. The transcript is spliced from 3 exons. The coding region runs from base 387 to 3170 and encodes 927 amino acids.